Messenger RNA from Kazachstania africana CBS 2517, 2706 nucleotides. RefSeq names its product tetratricopeptide repeat-containing protein EMW1 (gene EMW1). Bases 1 to 2706 code for a protein of 901 amino acids. Gene Ontology annotation, molecular function: protein binding. Lineage: Eukaryota; Fungi; Ascomycota; Saccharomycetes; Saccharomycetales; Saccharomycetaceae. The transcript has a single exon. The record is from RefSeq and is a predicted model, not a curated record.
AUGGACGUUUUACUGCAUGCACAUUUAUUAUUGGCCUCCAAUGUUGAGGCGUUGGAAGGAUUCAAUGUUAGCGAACCAGGCUUGAAUUAUGCCAGAAAUAUAUUGAGCGGCGAUUCAUACUUAGUUGUCGAGAACCUAUUCGAACAAACAGGCAAGAAGAUCGAAGUCGAGAACCCAAGUUCAGAAGAUUCUACUUUACAUGCCAUAUCUCAGUUCAUUUCGGAAAACUUCCAGAGCAAUUUUAGUGCAUCAUUAUUAUUAGCCAUCGCUUUAUUACAAUGCUUUAUCCAAAACAACUUCACUGGUCCAUCAACCCCAACAGACUUGUUUAACAUUAUGUUCCAAACUUCCGAAAGAGAACUAGUAAAUGAAGCCUUACUACAAAGUUUGGCGGUAUCUGGUCAACCUGCAUACGAACUAAUGGACAACCCAGAAUGUAUUGUUUUAGCUUUGAUAUUGCUCGAGAAGAUCACCAACCAACCAAGUCUUUUUGACGUUUUGAGAAAUGGCGAAGAGGUUGCUAUCCCCGAAAUAUCAGGGACUGAGACGUCAGGUCUACUCUCUUCAGCUCACUGGUGGAGACAAAGAGCUAUAUCUCUGCAUCUUUCCUUGUUGCCUGAGCCCUCUGGUCAUCAACCAAUCGUUGCUUCAGCCAUUAUGAGUUCAAUCGAUAUUUGUCACUCAAUCACCAAAGAUCUUCCAGCUGAUGUUACAGACGCUUUUAAGAAAAAUCUUUACACUAUUUACUACUUAGAAAAUGUUAAGGUCUCAUUAGCAAUUAAUACUGAACACUUAUGCCUUUCCAUCUUUAACAAAAGUGAAAAAUUAACAGAUUUCCAAUUUGUUUUGACUGGUGCUCGUGCAAAGAGAACCAAGUUUCAACAAACUGGACACGCUGGGUUAAUCAUCCUCGCUCAAUCAAACACCCAUGAUGAAAAAGAUGCUGUUUCAUCAAUUACUCCUGAAAGUUUCGAGCUAAAUUCUGAACUUUUACUGGAAAGACCACAUUUUGACUCUAUUGGCUCUGAGCCUUUGGAUGAGCAAAUUGUUAAGAAACAAAAAUUCGAAAAUAAUGGUUUAGAAGAUGAGAGACUUUUACCACUUGCCAUUCGUCAAGAAAGUAUUCCUGAAGUAUUGAAAAGUCUAGAUCCAAAUGACCAACCACUUCUUUCUAAUUACGAUUCUAUUCAGUUACUUUUACGUUUAUAUACCAUUAGACAGACCUCCCCUGCUAAAGAUCCCUUGGUUGAAGAAGAACUGUCAGCAUUAAUUAGCAGAAUUGUUUAUCAAGAUGGUCCAAAAAAUUGGACUAUUUUCUCACGUUCGUUAUGGGAAAGAUCUAUUUUAGAAACCAACAAAGCUAAAACAAUUGAAAGAGGUUUGUUACAAAUGCAAUCAUUAGUCGAAGAGUUGGGUUUGAAAAUUCAAACUAGAUUGGUGCCACAAAAUGAGGAUGACAUCUCACAAUCCCCAGUUCCUAGAUUGAAGUACAUCCAUCAACUACCAUUUAUUCCACGUUGGAACCUAGACAGUCAGUUGGCGGAAAAAUAUAUGUCUUUGGGUUUGCUCAGAUCUGCUGUCGAAAUUUACGAUAGAUUGCAUAUGUGCUGUGAAUCAGCACUGUGUUACGCUGCUGUUGGUGAUGAAAAGAAUGCUGAAGAGAUUCUUGUCGCAAGAAUAGAAGAAAACCCUAAGGAUGCUAGAGCCUACUCUAUUCUUGGUAAUAUUAGACAGGAUCCAUCAUUAUGGGAAAAAAGUUGGGAAAUUGGCAAAUAUGUCAAUGCAAAGAAUUCUCUUGGUAGAUAUUAUUAUAACCCACCUGCUAAUUCUGGAAUAACAAGAGACUACAGCGUAGCACUUAAGCACUUGAAUGACUCAUUAAGACAAUACCCAUUGAGUUUUGAAACGUGGUACUUCUAUGGUUGUGUUGCAUUAGAAUGUGGUAAAAUGGAAGUAGCCUCAGAAGCAUUUUCAAGAUGUGUUUCUUUGGACGAAUCUCACCCAAUGUCGUGGUCUAAUUUAAGUGCUGCUUAUGUUGAAUUAGGCAAAUUAAAGGAAGCACACAGUUGUCUGAAGAGAGCUGUUGCAUCCGAUUCGCAGAAGAAUUGGAGAAUUUGGGAAAAUUACAUGCUUGUUUCAGUUAAAUUGGAUGAAUGGGAUGAUGUAUUAUUAGCCUGUAAGCAACUAGUACACAUUAAGAGAGAUAAAGUAGGUGAAGGUUCUAUUGAUUUACCAAUAGUCGAAAAAUUAGUGGAAUUAUUAGUUUCCACUGAUUAUCGUGAAGAUACAAAGCAGCAAAAUCACUUCCAGAGAACAUGUAUAGAGUUUGUUUGUGUCACCUUACCCUCUGUCAUUACUACAAGUGCCAGAUUAUGGAGCUUGGUCGCUAGAGUGGAGCUAUGGCGUAGAAAGCCUUGGAGUUCUUUAGAAAGCCAUGAAAGAAGCUUUAGAGCCAUUUCUCAUAAUCCGGAUUUAGAAAUUGAUGAAAAGAUCUGGAAUGAAACUGUCGAAGCUUGUGAAGAUUUAAUUGCAGCCUAUGAAUCUCUAGGGGAAAUGGAGGGUAGACAUGGAGAGAGCAGUUUAGUAUGCAGAGAUUGGAAAUACAAGGCAAGAUCUACAAUCAAGUCAUUGAUGAGUAGAGGAAAAGGUAGAUGGGAGGACUCAGAUGGUUGGGAAAGACUCAUGGAGGCCAGAAGACAACUUUAA